AUGAAUCCCACAACCGACCAACUACCACCACCGCCACAACAGGCGUUGCCAUUACAGCCACCGAGAUCCUCCUUCAGCUGCGACCGCCAUCCCGAUGAGAACUUUUCUGGAUUCUGUCCAUCAUGUCUCUGCGAACGUCUCACCACUCUAGAUCAAUCAGCUAACGCCACCGCUGCCGCUUCCUCCUCCCGUCGUAAUUCCACCUCCUCCGCCACUGCUGCUGCUCUCAAAUCGAUAUUCAGAGUGCCUUCCUCUUCCAUCACUACCUUCGAAGCCUACAAAAACAAAACAGCAGCUACAGCUACAGCUUCAGGUUCAACCAGAACCUCAUUUUUCCCUGAGCUCCGCCGCACAAAGUCUUUUUCCGCCUCGAAAAACGAAGGAUUAGGAUUAUCUGCCGGCGUUUUCGAGCCUCAACGGAAAUCGUGCGACGUUAGGGGUCGUAGUAACACGCUCUGGACACUCUUCUCCAUCGACGACGAAAAUAAACCCAGGCAUUCCUCCGCUCAACAACAAGCCCUAGGAAACACUGGGACCCUCCUCGAGACCAACAAAGAAGACGACGACGAAGAAGAAGAAGAUCAAUUUCACAACGAAGAAAUUGAACUUGCUGAAGAGCAAGACGUGAGGAAUUUUAACGAUCCUGAGAACGACAUUGUGGAAGAAGUGUCUGAAAUUCAAGAAGAAGAAGAAGAGAAUGCAAGUGUGGACGAUUUGAAGACCAUGAAGGAUCACAUAGAUCUCGAUUCCCAGUCUAAGAAACCAUCAAUAUCAAAUUUCUGGUCAGCGGCGUCGGUUCUAAGCAAAAAAUGGCAAAAAUGGAGACGAAAGCAGAAGAAGAGCAGCAUCGACGGCAACGGCGUCCUGUCAUCGUCAACAUUGCCGGUAAAGAAGCCGAUGUCGCGUAAGUACCGCGAGACACAGUCCGAAAUCGCCGAUUACGGAUUCGGCCGGCGAUCCUGCGACGUCGAUCCCAGGUUUUCACUUGACGCGGGUCGGAUCUCGUUUGAUGACCCGAGAUACUCCUUCGACGAGCCUAGAGCUUCCUGGGACGGGUAUCUAAUCGGCCGGACUUUCCCACGGCUUCCUCCCAUGGUAGAAGAUGCACCUGUGGUGCAGAUACCACGUUCCGAUAUGCAAAUCUCCGUCGAAGAACCACCAACAAAUGUAGAUCUUCUUGUCCCCGGUGGAUCAAUCCAAACCCGAGAAUAUUACUCUGAUUCUUCCUCCAAGCGCAGGAAAAGCCUCGACAGGUCAAACUCCAUCCGGAAAAUGGCCGCCGCUGUAGUGGCGGAAAUGGACGAACCAAAAACAACCACCGUUCCAGUCUCAAACGCCAAAGUUUCUCCGGCAACCAUCGAUUACAACCAUGGUCAUGGCGCCUUAAAAAGAUUUCCAAGCAUCGGUGGUGAGCGAGAAUUAGCAAGGGAUUCAUAUUCAAAUUCCUUAAGAGACGAUUGCUCAGAGACAUUCGAAUUAGGGUUCAGAGACAACGGCGAGAAGAAGGAGGGCAAGAAACCAAGACGAUGGAGAUGGAAGUUAUGGGGGUUCAUCCACCGCCGUGGAGGAUCCAACAAAGACGACGACGACGACACUUUCAGCAGAGUAAAUGGCGUCGAAAGAUCAUACUCAGAAUCAUGGCAAGAUCGAACAGAAUCAAAAGGGGGAUUUAACAAAAAGAAACAUGCUUCGACUCUACUGAAACGUAAACAAGUAUGAUUGAUGGGAGAUUAAUGCUAAAAGAGUUAAAAAUCAUACUGAAAGUUGCAAGAAGACAAAGAUUAUUUAUGAAGAUGCUUUCCUAAGAAGGUAAUAAACUCACACAUGUACUACUCAUAAUGGAUCAUUGAGGUUGAUAAGAAAACACACAGGUGUGAAUUGUGAAUUGUGAAUUGUGAAAGGUAAAUGGUUUGAUCAAAAGAGGAAGGUGGUGUGCUAAAUUGGUAAAAAAGGAGAUUGCUUCUUUCAAACAAGGCUAGGAAUUUAGUUCACAUUUGACAGAAGUUUCACUUACUCGCUCUCGCGUGUAGUUUUUCGGAUCUUUCGAAAUGAUUUGUAACUUUGUAUUUGGCAAUGAGAAAUUU
This is a messenger RNA of Lactuca virosa, 2084 nucleotides long. The record is from the annotation of a GenBank genome assembly. Lineage: Eukaryota; Viridiplantae; Streptophyta; Magnoliopsida; Asterales; Asteraceae.